AUGAAGAUAGACCAAAUAGCGAACAAUUGUGCACUGCCAACCAAGCUUACUCCACUCUACUACGUGAACACCGUGCCCAGCAGUCUGGCAGCUAUGCCAAUUUCCAACCACAACCAGGGCCCCAACGUGGACGCCCCACUAAACCUAAAUCUGUCAAGCUCGCCGCACUACCGGCACCUUCACCAGCUUGCAGCAGACGACGCCUCGGCAACACACAAGGUCAGUCUUGAUGUGCAACAAUUCAGACCUGAUGAGAUAUCUGUGAAAAAGAUUGAUGACUUCGUCGUUGUCGAGGGAAAACAUGACGAGCGAAAGGAUGGACAUGGUUACGUUUCUCGUCAAUUUACCCGGCGUUACAGGUUACCAGACGACAUAGAAGUUGACCAAAUGGUGUCAAAACUGUCGGCAGAUGGUGUGCUUACAAUAACAGCACCGAAGAAGACAUUGCCGCCUUCUGAAUCAAGGGAGCGUAUUGUUCCCAUCGUACACACAAAUCAGCCAGCUGUUGCACAGAGUGCUCCUUCUAGGGAAUCUGGAGAUAAUGAGAUACAAGAAACCAUUGUGCAGUAAUUUCUUAAUGUUAAUUCCUAACAUGAAAUU
Schistocerca americana (American grasshopper) is the source of this 600-nucleotide messenger RNA. RefSeq names its product alpha-crystallin A chain-like. The record is from RefSeq and is a predicted model, not a curated record. Lineage: Eukaryota; Metazoa; Arthropoda; Insecta; Orthoptera; Acrididae. The transcript has 4 exons. Gene Ontology annotation, molecular function: protein folding chaperone. Bases 1 to 570 code for a protein of 189 amino acids. Gene Ontology annotation, biological process: response to heat; protein refolding.